AGACCAGCCCCAAUAACCUAGUGAGCUGUCUCACAAAAAAACUUAUAGCAGAUUUUGAACUCAAUUCAUUCAAGCAGUUUUACAACAAUGAUGAAAAGGUGCAAACCAGUGGCAAUGCCAAGACAAGAAUGGUAUGAGUUGGAGAGUGAGCUUGAGCAUCCAUAAGCACCAGAAAACCUACUUCAGCUUCACCAGAAAACUUACUUCAGCUUCAAGAUAAGUCCCUUGCACAGAAAUUCUGUAAUUUUAAUAAUUUAGACAGUUCCAAUAGCACUACAGGCCUCAGGUCUAUUCUCCAGUAUUAUAAAAUCUUUUCAAUGAACACCUUGUCUCAGAUUUUGCUUUGACCUCUUUUUAUUCCUGGAUUUCAGAACCAUGUGUGCUCAGUACUGCAUCUCCUUUGCCGAUGUUGAAAAAGCUCAUAUCAACAUUCGAGAUUAUAUCCACCUCACACCAGUGCUAACAAGCUCCAUUUUGAAUCAAGUAGCAGGGCGCAAUCUUUUCUUCAAGUGUGAACUCUUUCAGAAAACUGGAUCUUUUAAGAUUCGUGGUGCCCUUAAUGCUAUCAGAGUCUUAACACCUGCCACUUUAAAAGGGAAACCCAAAGCUGUUGUUACUCACAGCAGUGGAAAUCAUGGCCAGGCUCUCACCUAUGCUGCCAAACUAGAAGGGAUUCCUGCUUAUAUUGUGGUGCCCCAAACAGCUCCCAACUGUAAGAAAUUGGCAAUACAAGCCUAUGGAGCCUCUAUAGUAUAUAGUGAACAGAGUGAUGAGUCCAGAGAAAAGGUUACAAAAAGAAUUAUGGAAGAAACAGAAGGCAUCAUGGUACAUCCCAACCAGGAGCCGGCAGUGAUAGCUGGGCAAGGGACAAUUGCACUGGAAGUGUUGAAUCAGGUUCCCUUGGUAGAUGCACUGGUGGUGCCUGUAGGGGGAGGAGGAAUGGCUGCUGGAAUAGCAAUUACAGUUAAGGCUCUGAAACCUAGUGUGAAGGUAUAUGCUGCUGAACCCUUGAAUGCAGAUGACUGCUACCAGUCCAAACUGAAAGGGGAACUGAUCCCCAAUCUCCAUCCUCCAGAAACCAUAGCAGAUGGUGUCAAAUCCAGCAUUGGCUUAAACACGUGGCCUAUUAUAAGGGAUCUUGUGGAUGAUGUAUUCACUGUCACAGAGGAUGAAAUUAAGUAUGCAACCCAGUUGGUGUGGGAGAGAAUGAAACUACUCAUUGAACCUACCGCUGGUGUUGGAGUAGCAGCCGUGCUGUCUCAGAAUUUCCAAACAGUUUCUCCAGAAGUAAAGAACAUUUGUAUUGUGCUCAGUGGUGGAAAUGUAGACUUAACCUCGCUAACUUGGGUCAAACAGGCUGAAAGGCCAGCUCCUUAUCGGUCUGAUUUUGUUUAAUUUA
This is a messenger RNA of Castor canadensis (American beaver), 1399 nucleotides long. Lineage: Eukaryota; Metazoa; Chordata; Mammalia; Rodentia; Castoridae. The record is from RefSeq and is a predicted model, not a curated record.